This is a messenger RNA of Diospyros lotus (date-plum), 1974 nucleotides long. Its product is annotated as cystathionine gamma-synthase 1, chloroplastic-like. The transcript has 11 exons. Bases 122 to 1738 code for a protein of 538 amino acids. Lineage: Eukaryota; Viridiplantae; Streptophyta; Magnoliopsida; Ericales; Ebenaceae. Gene Ontology annotation, molecular function: cystathionine gamma-synthase activity; pyridoxal phosphate binding. The record is from RefSeq and is a predicted model, not a curated record. Gene Ontology annotation, biological process: transsulfuration. Gene Ontology annotation, cellular component: chloroplast.
CCACCCCAAUUCUCCUCGCCCAGUCUCCGAGUCCAGAGCAGAGAGAUCCUUUCAGAGCCUCUCUCUUUCCACUUGUAUUCGAAGAGGAGACGGACAGGGAACUUGAAAUUACGACCUUGCAAUGGCCGUGUCCGGUUGUGCUAGGGUUUUCCCGUCGUUCGAGUGCCGAUCAGAUCCCGACUUCCCCGGCCUCCAUCGCCCGGAGAAUCAGAGCUCCCGCAAGGUGAGGGUUGGGGAGAGCCGCGGAUCGUUCGCUGCAUGCGGCAUAUCUUCGCUGAUCUUCAGGUUUCCUCCCAACUUCCAGAGGCAGCUGAGCAACAAGGCUCGGAGGAACUGCGGCAACAUCGGCGUCGCUCAGGUGGUGGCGGCUUCGUGGUCCAACAAUCCGGAGGCGGCUGGUUUUGCCCCGGCGGCCUCGACUAAAUCAGUCGAUGCCGCCGCCAUCGCGCCGCUUGGGGUUGCGACGGGGGAUGAGGAGGUGGUGGUGGUUGGUAAUAGUUGUUGUAGUGAUAAUAGUGUACAGGUCCACGGUUUAAACAAUUUGAAGACAUAUUCAUUUCUGAGCUCCGAUGCGAGCGUCGCUAUUCAUGCUGGUGAAAGGUUAGGUCGCGGUAUAGUUACGGAUGCAAUAACUACCCCAGUAGUCAAUACGUCUGCGUACUUCUUCAAGAAAACUUCUGAGGUCAUUGAUUAUAAGGAGAAACGCCUCAAAAGCUUUGAAUACGGUCGGUAUGGAAACCCAACAACCGAAGUUUUGGAGGAAAAGAUAAGCGCACUUGAAGGAGCUGAGUCCACUUUGUUAAUGGCAUCAGGAAUGUGUGCCAGUACUGUCAUGUUGUUGGCAUUGGUUCCUGCUGGUGGGCAUAUUGUAACGACAACAGAUUGUUAUAGGAAGACUCGGAUAUUCAUUGAAACUUUCCUUCCCAAAAUGGGGAUCAAGGCUACUGUCAUUGACCCUGCAGAUGUGGAAGCCCUUGAAUCUGCUCUAGAUAAAAAUAAAGUUACUCUCUUUUUCACCGAGUCUCCAACCAAUCCAUUCCUGAGAUGUGUUGACAUCAAAUUAGUUUCAAAACUUUGCCAUGAUAAAGGAACUCUUGUCUGCAUAGAUGGAACAUUUGCAACACCUUUCAAUCAGAAGGCACUUUCCCUUGGUGCUGACCUUGUUUUGCACUCUGCAACAAAGUACAUUGCUGGACAUAAUGAUGUCCUUGCAGGUUACAUCAGUGGUUCUGAGGAAUUAAUUUCAGUAGUUCGUAAUUUUCAUCACGUUCUGGGUGGUGCACUUAACCCUAAUGCCGCGUAUCUGAUCAUUCGAGGGAUGAAGACACUGCAUCUUCGUGUACAGCAGCAGAACUCAACAGCAUUGAGGAUGGCCGAGAUUUUAGAGGCACAUCCUAAGGUGAAACGGGUCUAUUAUCCAGGCUUGCGAAGUCAUCCAGAGCAUCACAUUGCCAAGCAACAAAUGACUGGUUUUGGUGGUGUGGUCAGUUUUGAGGUUGAUGGAGACUUGCUGAGGACAGCAAAGUUUGUUGAUGCGUUGAAAAUUCCAUAUAUUGCUCCUUCCUUCGGAGGCUGUGAGAGCAUUGUGGAUCAACCAGCUAUAAUGUCUUACUGGGAUCUAAGCCAGUCAGAUAGGGCCAAGUAUGGGAUCAUGGACAAUUUGGUUAGGUUCAGCUUUGGAAUUGAAGAUUUUGAAGACUUGAAGACUGAUAUUCUGCAGGCUCUGGAAACCAUAUAGAGCGUUUUACCUCCUCAGUUUUCUUUUACUUUUUUUUUGGAGGGGGGUUGCUUCAUUGAAGGAUCAUCGGAUGAAAUGAUCCUGUCCUGCGAAUAAACUUUUAUGUUCUCAUGAUUCUUGAGCCAGUCAUUGUAUAUGUAGUAGUGUUCAUGAGCAAUGCUGGCUGAAUUUGUGUCAAACCUUUUUAAUUUUUUUGAAGGAAAAAGUUGCGAGAAAAAUAUUUAGAUUCUCUGCUA